Messenger RNA from Drosophila melanogaster (fruit fly), 801 nucleotides. RefSeq lists its product as uncharacterized. The transcript has a single exon. The record is from RefSeq and is marked reviewed. NCBI's taxonomy places the organism in Eukaryota, Metazoa, Arthropoda, Insecta, Diptera, Drosophilidae. Bases 68 to 727 code for a protein of 219 amino acids.
AGCUCACUACAAACAUCAGCUUAAGUUUUCAAUUUUAAAUUGUCAAUCAAUCAAUUCAAUCUUAGCCAUGGCAUUCAAGUACGUCCUGUUGUCCUUCUGCGCUCUGGUGGGUGUGGCCAGUGCUGGCUUCCUGGCUCCGGCCACCACCUAUGCCGCUGCCUCCAUUCCCGUGGUGGCCAAGGUGGCUCAGCCCCACUACGAUGCCGUGGGAACCACCCAGCAGAAUGUGGUGCGCUCCUUCGGCGGCACUGUGUCCACCUACUCCAAGAACGUGGUUACCCCGUACUCCAGUGUCAGCAAGGUGGACUCCCGCAUCACCAACAAUGUCUACACUCCCAAGACCCUGUACUCCGCACCUGCUCCAGUGAUCACCAAGUCCUUCUACGCUGCUGCUCCUGCUCCCGUCGUGGCUAAGACCGUGUACUCUGCUCCCGUCGCCAAGGCUGUCUAUGCCGCUCCAGCUCCAGUCUACGCCGCUCCAGCUCCAGUCGUGGCCAAGACCGUGUACUCUGCUCCCGUCGCCAAGGCUGUCUAUGCCGCCCCAGCUCCAGUCUACUCCGCUCCAGCUCCAGUCGUGGCCAAGACCGUGUACUCCGCUCCUGCUCCAGUUUACCACGCUCCUGCUCCUCUGGUGGCUGCUGCUCCCGCCGCCUAUGUGAAGUACUCGCCCGCCGCCGUGGUUGCCCACGCCAGCUUCGAUGGAUUCGGAUCCCACUGGGGAUACUAGGUCAGGUCAUCCCAACCUUUGUUGACACUUUGUUGAAUUGUCUGUACGAAAUAAAAUCCGUUUAUAACUGAAUC